AUGUAUCAAAGUGAUCCAGUCGAACAACAGUUGCGUCCUGAUCAACUUGACGAAAUUAGACAGUCGUUUGCGGAGUUUGACAUUAAUAGAAAUGGUUACAUUACACCACAAGAAAUGAAAGAGUCUUUGAGACGAGCCGGAAUACAGUUUGAAGAUGGUGAAGUUGAUCGUGUAAUUUCAAAUAUGGAUUUAAAUAAAGACGGAUUAGUAUCGUACAAUGAAUAUUUGAAAUUCAUGGCACGUGUAUAUACCGGCCAACACGAAUCAAUUCAAUUUUCGCAAGGCGGUUAUGGAGGACAGCAACCACCCUAUAAUCAGGGUCAAGGCGGUAAUUAUCCACCAUCAGGAGGUCAACAACAAGGAAAUUACUAUAAUAACCAACCGGGUCCUAAUCAACAACCUCCGUAUCGUCCUUCAAUGGGAUCCAGCGGUCGUUAA
This is a messenger RNA of Didymodactylos carnosus, 438 nucleotides long. The record is from the annotation of a GenBank genome assembly. NCBI's taxonomy places the organism in Eukaryota, Metazoa, Rotifera, Eurotatoria, Philodinida, Philodinidae.